UAUAUGCAAAGAGUUGGUACUAAAUAACUAAGGAUUUCCUCAUACUCUUCGCGUUUCGCCCUGUAACUACCAUCCGAUAGGCGUGGAUCAAGUGAUGCACCAUGGAUGUGAUUCUUGAUGUGCUAGACACCCUAGUAUUCGACCGACUGUAUGCAUCGGUUCUCCCACGACAUAGUGCAACUAAACUAGCGCAUUACUUUCCCUCCAAUGGCACAGGGCUGGUAACAUUGAACGAAAGCGUCAAUCGCUAUUUCGCCCUAUCACCUUCCAAAUGGGCUACACAAAGUAUAUUGCCAAGAGACCACCUCCUUCGGCAAAGUUUGAGUUUGUUUCUUAUUACAUGGGUCUUUGGCAUCGUUCUCUACUUUCUCAGCGCCACCCUUUCGUUUCACUUCAUCUACGACAAGCGCGCCAUGAAACAUCCGAAAUUCCUACGCAACCAGAUUUCCAUGGAGAUCGCGCAGGCCGUGAACGCAAUGCCCGUGAUGGCAGCCCUCACUGUUCCAUUCUUCCUGGCUGAAAUCCGGGGAUACACAAAGCUGUACGAUUUCUGCAGCCAGGCGCCUUUUCCGCUUUACACAUACCUCCAAUAUCCUAUCUUCAUUGCGUUCACUGACUUUGGGAUCUAUUGGAUUCAUCGCGGAGAGCAUCAUCCCAAGGUCUACAAGCAUCUACACAAGCCUCAUCACAAGUGGAUCAUCUCUACUCCAUUUGCCAGCUACGCCUUUCACCCGGUGGAUGGGUGGGCGCAGAGCUUGUCAUACCACGUCUUCCCAAUCCUGUUCCCUCUUCAAAAAGUUGCCUAUCUGGGCUUAUUUGUCUUUGUGACGAUCUGGACUGUUAUGAUCCAUGACGGAGAGUAUGCUCUCGACUCACCCGUUAUAAAUGGUUCCGCCUGUCAUACUAUUCACCACUACUAUUUCAAUUACAACUACGGUCAAUUUCUAACCAUCUGGGACCGUAUUGGAGGAAGCUAUAGAAAGCCGAACCGAGAGCUUUUUGACCGCGAAGUGCGGAUGACUCAAAAAGAGAUCAAGAAACAGGUCGAUGAGAUGGAGAAACUUGUCAAGGAGGUCGAGGGCGUUGACGACCGGUGUUAUGAGACUCAAGUCGAAAUGAAAAAGACCCUUUGAUGACUGGGUAUAGUUUUUGGAGACUUAAUUGGUUUACUAUAUUCGUUGUCUAUGAUGGUUACGCAUCCUACAUGAGCUCCAUAGCAAGCGGGUUAAUCUCCGCUUAGAUCACCAAGUAUAUACUUAGUAGUGUUUAAUGUAAUCAAGAAAAGGUUCUUAUCGAUG
Messenger RNA from Aspergillus caelatus, 1298 nucleotides. RefSeq names its product sterol desaturase family protein. Gene Ontology annotation, molecular function: oxidoreductase activity; iron ion binding. The coding region runs from base 102 to 1133 and encodes 343 amino acids. Lineage: Eukaryota; Fungi; Ascomycota; Eurotiomycetes; Eurotiales; Aspergillaceae. Gene Ontology annotation, biological process: lipid biosynthetic process. The transcript is spliced from 3 exons. The record is from RefSeq and is a predicted model, not a curated record.